GGAGUGCCGCUUGUUGUGUCCGGCAUGGUCAGCAAGUUCUCCACAACUUUGCCACUUCCGGGACAGGAGCGGGACUCCAUGAGUAGCAAAGAUUUGAGCAAAAGAAAGGAUAAAAUUGCUGAGAAUGCUGAUGCGUCUCAGCUAUCCUCGUCAAACAGCCUUAGAAACACAUCUGAGAGCGAUCACAUCCCGGCGAGGGCUACUCCGUCUACUCCGAUGAGAAGGUGGCUCUCAUCCGUCAACCACCAGGAGGAGGCUCGGAGCGGGCCAUGGCAACAGCGGCAUUACCAGCCCCAUCAGCAGCUGCAGCAGCAACAGCAGCAGAAACAGCAGCAGCAGCAACAAGAAACAGCUGGCUCAGAGAACGUGGCUGAAAGUUCUGCCUCGUCUGCCCAGAGAGGGAACACGGCGUGGAUGAACCUCACAGAACGGCCGAGGAAGAGUAUAGCCGGGUCCGACACUGCGGUCACACUUGCCGAGCAGGGCAGUGCCAGGUCGUGUGAUGGUAAGCAGCAUGACGUCACACGAAAUGAUGACGUCAGGAGUCAUGAUAUCAAACAACAUAGUACCAAGCAGAGGGACAGUGCCCCUAGAAAGGCCGGAUCGUUUUCUGGUCGACAGCAGCAGCCUCGAAUCGAAACUGCCCGCGGAGGACUAAAUAUGACCUCUGGCUCAUUUCUGGGGAGGAGUCAGGUCGUAAAGAAAGGUCCAGCUCAGACAACUGUCGGCCAUGUUGAGCAGGAGGUAAGCAGUGCAGAGGCUGACAGCGGAGUGCAUGAGCCGGCCGAUAAUAUGGCCAUGGAUCAGGCCGAGAUUGACCGACUGUUGGCCAGGAGCUUACACCUCCGACGCUCCAAGCGUGGCGGAAGCUUGAGGCGUGGGGAAGAAACAUCAAAUUCCAGCAGUCAUACGGUAGGAAUGGAUGAGGGAGAGGAUACGCCCAUCUUAGUCUACGGCAAUAACGAUGAUAUACAUUUUCAACAUUCUGUGAGUAUGAAUUCCAAAGAGACUGAAAAACCAGAAGUGUUGAAUGUAUCUGUGGGUGCUUAUUUCUCUGAUUCGAAUAAAGGGACCCUGGAUGCAGAGAGAAACACUGAGAAUGUGAAUGACACCGAAAAGGACCAGGACAUGUCUAAGGUCAGUUCCUCAAUUGUCAGCAGCGAUUUGGAAUGCGUUUUCGACGAAAGCAACAAAUCUGUGACGGCACUUACCGACGACAAAAGUGAAAUCGAACCUAAGACGCGAGCAGACACCAAGUCUGAAAUCCCUGUGCGUAGUGCAAGCACGAGCGAUGAGCGACACGCAGUUGGUGCAGGCGACACUGUGUCCAGAGCUUUGUGUUCUCAGACACUGGUCCGGCGUUUUUCCGCAAAUGAUGCAGACAGAAAACAAGACUCGGCUAUGGCCAUUCCUUCAGGCGUCAGUCAAUCUGAGAGGAUUGCGCUGUACAAGGAACAGAGGAGGAAACAACUGGCGCAUAUCUCCGAGCGACUGGGCCUUCAAAUGUCUUCUCAUAGCGGUGCUAAGCCUGUGGAAGAUAAAGGCGAUAAGUAUUCUAGAGGAGAGCGGGGACACGAGGCGCAAAACCAGGCCGAAAAUCUCUCGAGCGCCGCUCAAACUUCUUUAAGCAGAAAACACAGUUUUAAGUUAUCCUCCGGUUUUAGGUCGAUGGAUGAUAAAGAUCGUUUGCGAUUGAAGCCGGAAAUGCCAAUAACAGAAAGCGAAACCACGUCAUCUCCAAAGUUCAGCGAAUCUGUCGCAUGUGAAAAUCUCAAAUCACUCGACAAAGAACCAAAAAUUAACUAUGCAAAUACAUUGUCCGUCGCACACCAUCCUUUGAUAGCUAAUAGUGGAAGUUCUACAGAUAUUGUGCCAGCUCAAGGUCGAGGCCAUACUUCAUCACAUCAGACACCCGAGUCGAGUGGUCUGUCAACGGCCGUGACCUCGGGUACCGAAUCAGAUCUUAUUGUAUGCGAGGAGAAGGAAGUUCGGAGCAAGAUUGAAAGUCUUGUGGAGGUUGACGCAGCGGUGGCUGGAACUACGAAGGUCCUGCCUCAUGAGGUACGUGCACUGGCAGGGGCCCUCUGGGACGGGGGGACUCCGAAGCUUUGUGACGCCUCACAGGGGAUGGCAGGCCAACAGUCUACUCCUCAGCAGGUCGGUGAACUGUCCUCACAGUUGGCUCUGCCACCCAUCGAGAGAUUUGAUCUUAGAGCUACAGGAAUAAAGUCCGCUACAACUGUGUCUGCAGAAGAGUCAUAUGGUGAGAACCCGGAGCAAGCACCGUCGACUACGUUCAAACGUUCCUUGACGUGUCCAGAUAAUCAGCAGACCUUCACCAACACACGUACUGAAAAGGGCUCAAGCGACGGGCUGGCUGAAAACGCUUCGUCAACUCCCAGCAGGCCUUUUGUCAGAAAGGGCACGAGGUCUCUCCUCCCUCACACGCCGAAGCCACAGAUCAAUAAUUCUCCUUUAGAGGUCAAUGAAGAAAUCGUUGGAAAAAUGAAAGCUAUUCCGAAGCCAAGCGCACCCCAUCCCGAGGCAGUAGUUGUACAGCCUCCGUAUGAUCAGUCCUUCACCUCCUUGUACUACCGCCGAUAUAGACGAAAACCGGAAGAGACUUCAACAGAAAACAACGUAGACACGUCAAAGACUCAAAAGUCGGAUACCGGAGCAGAGGCAAGUACAGUUCGGGUGACCAGCAUGCAAAGUUCAGAGAUUCCUUCUCGCGUCAGCGCAACUCGGAAAGUUUCCCCGAGGUCGUACGUCGGCCGUGCUGACAACCCGCUCUCUACGUCUGUCUCUGUGGCAGUGAGCAGCGACCCCAGUGCUAGGAAAACCGGGACCAACGUUUUAGCCUCGGCGCAAUCAGCUCUUAGCGACCGUCUCUCCAAGCCAAAGUCAAGGUCGCAAAGUACACGGCACAGCCCAAGAGACCAUCCUGUAGGUACAGGCACAAAGUCAGUCCUGGGAAGCCCGCGUGGGAGCCCGUCGCUAACGCAGGCUCCCAAGGCUCAGUCGACCUCAAAACCGAAAGAGGUCCCUGUUGCAGCUCCUGCCAAAAGUUCUCCUCGUGGUGCUGGGGCUUUGCCUACUCAGCAAAAGACUCCGAUCGGUGCAAAACAUGAGCCCAAUGGGACUCUGGCUAGUACAAAGUCGCGCACUAGCACCACAAACCUGACGCACCGAAACAGUUUUCCUGCAAGAACCGUCAACGCAAACAAGGAUACUUCCCCAUGUGCCCUCCCCGGAACCUUGCGAACGACUCCAAAAUCGUCGCCCCGGGAGAGACAAGGGGUUAACAUUAAACAAACACAGACCGUCAAGACACCUGAAGCAAACUUGAAUCUCCUGGCGGACUCUCAUCGUACGAAACAUUCAACUUUGGGGCAUCUCAAAACCCCUUCGAUCAAGUCCCACCAUGACGGCAUUCCACCGUCCCGGGUGUCCUCGAAGCUUGGAGGAAGAGCAAAUCUCAAGAACAAGCACACAGACAAGAAAGAUAGCCCAAGAGGCCUAGGACAAUCAGAUGCGUCACGUGGGAAGAAAGACUACUCUCUGAGAACCGUGGCAGCAAAGACGGAGACUUUGAACAACAAGCCCGCCCUUGCGGCUUUAGAAACACAUGUGCCGAACUUUAAAAGAAACUCAUUGUGUCGGAUGUCACUGCCAGCACAACUGAAAACUUUUCAGAGCCAGAUGCAGAAAACAGAGCCUAUUGCAGAAGAAGAUAGCCCGACUGGCCCGGCCUUGGGAUCAGGAAAACGCUACUCCUUCUCCGAGUGUGCCUCUGUGGGGAAAACUACAUCCAUCUCUGCCCGUCUUCAAAAUCUGAAAAAGGAAGAAAGCGAAGCCUUGGCAAGGUUUCAAAAACUUUUGUUUCGAGGUAGAAAAGUUGAAAUUGACGAUACGUCUGUUGUUCAUACACACACAGAGAUGUCCAAAGAGACACAGGAAUGUUUCAUAAAGGUAGAUUCUAUAGAGGAGGCAGAAAGAACAGCCAAGUCUCUGCUUGAAGCCGCCGCGCCAAAACAUCUUGAGGGACAAUUGAUCCUCUCUGUUCUUGGGCAAGAAGAGGAAGGCAAAUCUCUUGUUGUGUUUGGGGAGACUUUAGAUGCGCGAGAAACGUCCAAAGUUGCCGGUAAGGAAAAGCACAGAGUGAAAAAGAAUGAAGGGAAAGAUUUAAACGCGGUAAAUUCGAACAAUGCAACUGUCCAAAUCGCGGAGACGAACCCGCUCAAACCAACGAAACCUCCCAAACACAGCAGCAAAUGUACUAGGAGACCAGCGCCGUCUGUAGCCGAGAUGAACCUCAGCGAUAAGGAGACGCCACCUUGUGACGAUAUCCCCGCACGCACGGAGGUUAUUCCCAACACUCGCAAGUUGAAGUUCCAACCCAUGGUCUGCCAGCCACUACUCAGUGCCCCAGGCGAGGAGAGGGAAGGUGGACAGGAGGAGGUAGCUAACACAGCUGAGGGAAAGGUUGUCGUCCAAACCAUCACCAAGCUGAAUCUCAAUCCGGUGCAAAUUCUUCCCCAGAAGACACUGUCUCUAGAUGAUGACACAGCUCCCAUUGAGACAAGUAGCAAAGAGCGAUACCCCUUUGAAGGUGGUGAAACGAUCAAAAAGAAGACACAUACAGAUGCUCAUCCGUUGGAGAGCCAGAGAUACCUUUCAGUUAAGGAACAUGAAGAAACCAAGAAGAUCACAGAACAAUCUCUCACAACUCAAAACCCUGCAGACACUGAACAUACUGGCCGCUCGUUCAGGUCAGGAGACGGGGACGUUUCCUCGGUUGCUCCGCGGGAAUUCACUAAGAGCAGUUAUAUAGAAGACGUGAGAGACACCUCAAGUGAGAGAAACUCUCAGCACUCUGAGGUUCUGGCUAUCAACGAGGAGGUUGUGGGGACAGGUCGGACACAACUUGAAUCGGUGUCAUCUCGAGACAGAUUACCAGUUUCCGACUAUGAACAAAAUGACACAACGACAUGGCAAACAGGUUCGCAACCCGAUGACUUGAGCAAGUCGCCGCGCCAGCCCCGGACCAGCGAAUGUGACCGUGCCAUCAGGGAGCGUGUAAAGGAGUGCUUAGGAGGUCAGUCUGAGGGAGCCAGCGCUUCUCUCCAGCAGACUAGGGGCCCGAGGCCAAAAUGUGACGUCAAACAGAACGGUGAUCCGCCAAAGGGAAACCUGGAUGAUACUGUACAGUCGGGCUCUGUUGUUUCAAACUCGUCUGAAUUAUCGCGCCUUUCCCGGGCUAUUGUGGCGGAGUCAACGAAGGAGGACUUUAGCUCUGGUGUAAACAAGAAGCCGGCUGUUGCUCGUCGUGAGGAAGGAAAAGCUACAACAAAAUCGUCUGCUGAGUUCAGUUCCAAUUUCAAAAGCGAGAUAAACCGUCACAGAGGAACGUUUUCUGGGCUCAACGGAAGCCGUUUGGAAGGAGACCCUUCUGAGUGUCAGACCCUGUUACACGUUGAACACGAACCUGCACAGAACGCGUCUGGGAGUCCAGCAUUAGAAUAUGACUCUUCUUCUUCAAAGCGCCCCGUGCCUGAUCCCGUAGAAGUAAUUGCAGUCGCUAAUGUGAACAAGAACAAAUAUGAUGCCCGACAAGACUUUCGUGAGAGGGAGAUCACAGCUAGUGUCAAAUACACUGACGUCAGGGAUCCUGCUCCCCUUCGCUCGUAUAUAGACCACGUUUCGAACAGUUUCGGGAAUGCGAAAUCUACUGUCUCAUUGCCUUCCACACGGGCUGGGGGUGCUUUUGUAUUCGGGGGUAGAUCCGGGAACAAGACGCAAUGUUUUAGAAUUGGGGGUGAUCCUGUCUCUGACAGUGUGCUCCAAACUGUUGAUGGAGAGAACCGUGAACAAUGUGGUCACGAUCACAACGUUUCUGACUGUGUGACUUUAGGUGCAGAUGUUGUGUCUGUCUCUUGUCGCGGCGCUACGGAUGUUCCGGAGAGUCUAUACUCAGAAGGGCAAAAAACUGCAUCUCAUGACGUCACUGCACCCGCGGAAGUUGAGCUUUCUUCAGUCUCUGACCUUGCCGGAGAUCACCACAAGGAACAUGACAUUCGUAAGGAUCGUGUUCUGAAAAAGUUAGAAGCCGAAGCGGAGGCUAAACCCUCACUGACCUGCGGAGUCUUAAGCAAUCCCGAAAUAACAUUAGGAGAUAGCAACGAGUUGAGUCUUAAACUUGAAACAUCGAUGAACAAUAUUGUCCCGGGGGAUGUUUUUACUGAACAAACUGACGAAAGGGGAACAACUCCUACUGUAAAGGAUGCGUCGGUGAAAUUUGUGCAAAAUAGACAAGCUGAUAUCAGUAGCCUGUCAGAACGUCACGGCGAAAUCCUGAAGACCAAAGACAAAGAGCCGCCGCCCCCAGAGGACAUACGCCAAGUUAAAACUGUCCCAAUUGUUUCCUACCCCGGUUCUGGAAUGAUCGAGUCUCCUGGUUUGCCUACUGUGACGUCAGUCACUGAUCAACUCAACGUAUACUUUCAUAGCUCAUCCGCCGAAGAGGGCCAGCAGAUUCUGACCGAGGCAGAGCUCACGUUUCAGGAACACCCACAGAGAACAGUUGUUCACGAUGUGGCAGACGAGGCAGCAGACACCAGAGCUUAUUUAACUUCUUCCGCCUUCUUUGUCAAAGGUUCACCUCGAAGCCUCUUGAAGGAAGAAAAAGAAGAACUUGCCCACGAAAUCGCAUCUGUUCAGACCGUCGGUCAGCCAGAGUUGGCCCUAGACCUUCACACCCUGACACAUAAACCUGAGCUGAUUGGCUCCAGUACUAACAGUUCAUUAGUUCCCGAUAACCAAUCAAGUUCUGACAAUAAUUCCUCUGAAAAUCAUCCCCCAGAAAAGUUUCAACAUCCAUGCUCUAUUGAAGGGCUGUCGCCCAGAGCAGCCAAAGUUGGGAAGCUUGGAGAUAGAAUUAAAUUUGUUGAAAGGCUGUUGAAUAAUUCCUCAAAACCUGAUCCAGAAAGCGGUAUUAUUUCUGAGCAAAUAGGUGAUGCACAAUCAGCCUUACCAAAGUCUGGGGAGAGCUCAGACAAUGCCAUUGUUGACAGAAGUGUUGAUUUUAGGGACUUGAAAAAAGUUGCAGAAGCUCACUCACAAUCUCAUUUGAAGAGCUCUUUGGAGAAGCCACCCACCAUUCCUGAUCCUGACGCUUUUGCCACUGAGAGUGCUGAGAUUGUUGAACAUAAAGACUCAGAGAGCAAGGCCCAGUCCCAACAUAGCUCUAACCUCACCACAGCGGCGAUAAAUGCCACUCGAGCGAAAUCGACAGACUGGGAGAGAACCUCGGAAACAAAACCUAGCAAAGUGUCACAUAAUGACUUUUCGGAAGAUUUGAAGGCAAAGAAGUUGCAGGAAACUCAUUCCCAGCGAAGUCAAGGGGCUUCAGAGUCAAGUCAGGAAGAUAAUAAUAAGCUGGGGUCUAGUGGCAAGGCCAAAGGCGACAGUGUGGUGCGGAAACUGUCCCCGACCAGGCUCGACUCUCUGUAUUCCCGCCUGGAUGUGUCAGCCGACAGCUUCCACUCGCUCUUCCUGCAGAACGCCCUCUAUUUGGAGGAUGCCUCAACUAGCGAAGACCAGGAGCGUGCCCCUCCUUCUACAAUCAGGAAGAGAAGAUCUCUACACGGGCCCAGAGACAGAGGACUGAGUAGGGGAACGGAGGAGGGAGCGAAGCGGGGACCGGUGAAGCUGAAGGCAAAGAGCAAGUCACUGCGAGAGACUCG
Messenger RNA from Aplysia californica (California sea hare), 7745 nucleotides. RefSeq lists its product as uncharacterized. Lineage: Eukaryota; Metazoa; Mollusca; Gastropoda; Aplysiida; Aplysiidae. The record is from RefSeq and is a predicted model, not a curated record.